UACGAACUAUGGGAAAGUCAAUUCAGUUACUCCUCGCGAUUUGCCGUAGACGAGUUUGUUGUCAAACAUGGCGUCCUCGGAUGUCCACGUCCGAAUAUGCGAGCAAGAAAUCAUCAAAUAUGACUUGGAAAUAAAAGCCCUCGUGCAGGAUGUCAAUGAGUGUAUAGGACCACACGUCAAGCUGACAGAGUUGAAUGCCAAAGUGAAAGCAAAAUUCAACAACCUUAGGCUACGGAUUCAGGACCUAGAUCAGAUGGGGAGGGAGCAGGACAAGGAGUCAGACAAGUUGGCGCUACUCAGUGAGGUGGACAGACACCGCAAGCAGAUGGUCAGUAACCAGACAGCAUGGAGGAAGGCCAACCUGGCCAGUAAACUGUCACUAGACAACCUGGAGAAGGAAUCUCUUCUCUAUGGAGGAGAUAGUGAACUUAGACAUAGAAAGGUGACCAAAGAGGGGCUGGCCCAGUCAUCCAGUGACAUCACUGAGAGCCUGAUGAGCAUCAGCCGGAUGAUGUCACAGCAGGUGACGCAGAGCGAGGAAACCAUGACCACGCUGGCAACGUCGUCUCAGGCGGUCCUGGAGACCAACGAUGAGUUUAAGGCCAUGACCGGAACCAUCCAGCUGGGGAGAAAGCUCAUCACUAAGUACAACCGCAGGGAGCUCACUGACAAACUGCUCAUCUUCCUCGCUCUCGCACUCUUCCUCGCCACGGUCUUCUACAUCCUCAAGAAGAGAUUCUUCUUCUUCCUCUAGACCAGACACAACUAACUUAAACUAAGUAGCUUUUAGAGCAACUUUGAUUAGAGUAACUAUGAUCAUAUAAGCUCGUUUACGACAAGUGAGUCAUGUGACAUGAGUAAUGGCAGAUGAAUAUACUGCUUAUUUAUCAUUCCUACCUGCCACAGGUGGACACAUACAAUUCCAUAUCAACAUUUAAAGUCGUGUGCGCACACACAGUAGUAAUGGCUUCCGGGAUAAGCCUAUUUUAAACACUAUGCGUCUGUCAUGGAAGGAAAUAUCAGACUGCCAUCAGCUGUUGCAAUCCUUAUAGGGAAGUUUGAUGGUUAAUGUAACCACUUGUUAUGAUUAUCAUGUUAAUGUAUUAUUCCAUUGCAGGAAGUUAAAGCUGUUGUCCAAUUAUUUAUAUCCUGCUCUGAAAGAGAAAUAAAUGGAUAUUACCAGUAGCCUUAUUUAAUAGAGAUUCCAUUUACGCCGGAGUAUUAUUUAAAGUAUAGGGGUUCAUGUCAAUGUGUAACACAUUCUCUGUAACGUAAUCAGUUUUCGAAGAGAUUAUCACAAUAAAAUGUUGACUUUAUGAAAUUGUGUAAAAACAUUUUUCCCCAAGCACCAGUGUGGACAUGUGGGAUGUACAUAUCACCCACACAAGUUUCAGUGACUCUGGUCUAACAUCUGGUUGUCAGUAUUUCCUUAUGGAGCUAGCUAACUUGGCUCAGCAGUGGUGAGGCCUACUCCCAGUAGCUGGCAGCAGGGUGAACAGUACUGGGUACAGUGCUGACCAACCAGGGCAGAAAAGCUAGCAGCAGGGGGAACAGUACAGUCUGUGCAGCCCAGGCACCAGGGCAGAACAAAUCUGAAAAGCUGUGGCAGUAAUCACAUUGUCAGCGAUAAGGAACCAUGCGUCUCUGCCUUUCUUCAGAUAGGAACCGGAAAAGCAGAUUAUUCUGACCCGUUUCACUCUCCUGGUCCCUGCGCCCUUUCUUUCCACUGGGGGUGGAGGAUGAGAGGAGGUUAUUUUAAGAUUUGCGUGGACCUGUUAUCUGACGUUGCCUUUUCAACACCUUGGAGGGGGAGAAGGGAUGUGGGGAGAGGGGGGCUGGUAGCUGCAUGACCUCUCUACCCUCUACAUGAAGACGGUCUCACAUGUCAUUUGGGAAAUAAAAAUCUGUUUUCAUGUUGACGUUUCUAUUCAGUGUACCAAUAAAGGCCUCUGACUUUGUCUA
This is a messenger RNA of Salvelinus namaycush (lake trout), 1962 nucleotides long. RefSeq names its product vesicle transport protein SEC20-like. The transcript is spliced from 6 exons. Gene Ontology annotation, cellular component: SNARE complex; endoplasmic reticulum. Gene Ontology annotation, molecular function: SNAP receptor activity. Gene Ontology annotation, biological process: retrograde vesicle-mediated transport, Golgi to endoplasmic reticulum. The record is from RefSeq and is a predicted model, not a curated record. The coding region runs from base 68 to 754 and encodes 228 amino acids. NCBI's taxonomy places the organism in Eukaryota, Metazoa, Chordata, Actinopteri, Salmoniformes, Salmonidae.